Messenger RNA from Diuraphis noxia (Russian wheat aphid), 2408 nucleotides. RefSeq lists its product as uncharacterized. Gene Ontology annotation, biological process: chitin-based cuticle development. Lineage: Eukaryota; Metazoa; Arthropoda; Insecta; Hemiptera; Aphididae. Gene Ontology annotation, molecular function: structural constituent of chitin-based larval cuticle. Gene Ontology annotation, cellular component: chitin-based extracellular matrix. The record is from RefSeq and is a predicted model, not a curated record.
UUUAGUUUGGUCACGUUAACUACGGUCAUAAGUUCGGACAUGUUUCAUACGGUGGAAGACGCCAACCAUAAUAUCUACUAUUUGUCGUGAAACCCGACACAAAUGGGCRUCAAGUAUUUUUACUCGCUGUCCGCGGUUGCUUGUUUCACGGUGGUGUGCGUCAGAUGUGAUUUGUCGUCGUCGUCGGUCGAAGAGGAAACAGCAGCCGCGUCUUACGAGGAAACGAAAAAGUCGCUAUACAACGAUGACAGUGCUUUGGAGGCGACGCACGUGGAUCGCGGCUCUAGCGACCGACAGCUGAAGCGGUUCAUAGUUCCGGUCAGUACUUCGGAUCUAGGGCUCGAGACCUCCAGUUCCAGACCAUACUUCAUGCACCAACAUCUACAGCACUACAAACACCCCCGGAACCAGCAGCCGCAGCAGCAGCAGCAGCAACAUCACCACCACCAACACCAACACCCGCAGCACCAACAGCAAUUGCAACAUAAUCAGCAACAACUGCCACAGCAGCAGCAGCAGCAGCAGCAUUCCCCGCAGUCGCAGCCACAGCACCAUUCACAUCAGUACUACCACCAAGGUCGGGGACAGGGAGCUGUCGAUCAUUUCGGGUUCGGGCCUUCGUCUUCGGGAAGCUCUGGCGGGAGUGGAGGUGGUGGCUAUACAGAUCAGUCAGAUAAUUUCUACCAGUCAUUGGGAGGUGGAGGCGGAGGUGGAGGUGGCAGUGAAAACAUCAACUUUGACACUACCGGAUUCACAGACUUUGUGCCGUCCGUUGAGUUCCGGUCAACCGGCGCGCCGACCAUGCCAUCACCUUCGUCGCCAUUCUCCACUUCGCCACAACACCAAUCGUCGUCGCCGUUUACCGGACCGUCGGCGCAACUCCAUCACUCGUCUCUAUUCGACGGUGGUUCGAGUGGCGGUCACCAGCAGCACAUGACGCCGUCGUUUGAUCCGACUGGUUUCGGCCAAGACUCCCCUUUGGCCGGUUAUGGAGGCGGCGGUGGUGGUGGUGCUGGUGCUGGYGGUGGUGGUGGAGCUUCGGGUUACGGUUCAGGCGGUUACGAUUAUGCACCGCACAACCUGGCUCCAGUCAUUCACAAGUCGAUAUACGUGCAUGUGGCACCUCCCGAUGACGAUCCGCCACGAAAACAACGCGUAAUCCUGCCCAACGUGCCGCCCAAGAAGAACUAUCAGAUAGUGUUCAUAAAGUCACCCACCGCGCCAUCACCCACCGCACCCAUCAUACCACCGCCGCCGCCACAGCCCGCGGACAAGACGCUCAUCUACGUGCUCCACCCCAAGCAGGAAGAAGCGCCGCCCAUACACAUACCGCCACCGCCGGUCACGCAGCCGCUCAAGCCCGAAGUCUACUUUAUCAAGUACAAGAAUCGCGAAGAGCCGCACGGCGGUGGUGGCGGAGAUUACGGAGCCGGGCACGGUGGUGGCGGGGUGGGUGGCGUUCUGCCAUCGCCGGGCGAAGAGUUUGGCGGCGGAGGCGGCGGCGGAGGUGACACUUCCGGAUACGUGCACCGAAGGUACGGACGAGGAGACCAGCAGACGCCGACACCGCCGUCGACCGCCGCAGCAGCUGUCUCCACCAUCGCCGAAGCUGCCUCCACCGAACACUACGACGACGGCGAUGGUAUUAUGACGCCGGAACAACGGGAACUAAUCGAGGCUGAGGUGACAUCUGAAGCCGCCACCGCCGCAGCCUCCAUGUCCGGCGCAGUAGACUUAGAUCCAGAGACGUCCGACGAAAGCGCCGACGAACUGAUGCUCCGGGGCGGUUACAGUACAGAGUACAACGACGCGUCCGUCGACAGCACAAAUCUAAGCGAGACUCACGUCCAGCUGUCCACCACAGCACCCAAAGGCAAAAACGGCCAUUGAUGUAUACUAUAAUUAUAUAUUAUUUUAGUUCAUUCGUGUAAUCGCGUAUACCAUAGGUUAGGUUAACUAAUAAUAAUAUAAAUAACAUGUCCUCAACUGUAAAAUAUAUAAAAUGCAUUAUCAUAAUAAUCGUGUAAGAUAGGUAUCGUAUUUUGAUAUACCUAACGAGUUUUCUGUAUUCAAUUUGAUGUGUAAAAAUAUAUUACGAUAUUGUAAUAUUGUACCUUACUAUACGUACUGUUAUUAUCAAUAUAGUUAUGAUGAGUUUUUAUCGAAGCCAUUUUUGUAAGUAUUAUUUACGUCUUUAAAAUAAGUAUCUGCCUACGUCAAACUGAAGAUAAAAAUGAACAUAUUACAACUAGUUCCCUGUAUGGCGGUAAACAAUAAUGUGUAUGAAUAUUUCAAUACGCAGUGCUCUCAUAAGUUAUAAAAAAUGAUUUAUGCAUCGUCGUGACAGAGCGUGUUGAAAACGGUUUAAGGAAUAAUAAUAUUUUACUGCCUACUUACCUGCAAAGUUU